CUUAAAGAAAGAUAAGUUAUUGUCAUUCAUUGUAUCAGUUUUAUUUAUGAGUCCUUAAGUAAGACUUCUUCUGAAUUUAACUUUUUAUUUUAUGAUGCCGAUUCAGGCCCCUCAAUGGACAGAAUUUUUGACCUGUCCUGUAUGUUGUAAUGAAUUUGACAGUAACAAUAGAAGUCCUAUCAGCCUUGCUUGCUCACAUACUAUCUGUAAAGCAUGUUUAGCAAACCUACACAAGAAGCAAUGCCCAUUCGAUCAGACACAGAUAAAGACCGAAGUGAGCGGCCUGCCAGUAAAUGGAGCUCUACUGCAGCUUGUUACUGGGCAGGGGCACAGCGGAGAUCUCCCUCCCUGCCUAGCACAUCUGUGCCAAGCAGAGAGGGAUGCCUACCUCAGGGCAAGGACUGCUAUCGAGCAACUUGCCCUUUAUCUUAAACCAUUUUCAUCAGUUGGAGGUAGUGGGGCUGUCUCUCGACCUAUGCAAAGGAAACUUGUGACUCUUGUAAAUUGCCAGUUAGCAGAAGAAGAAGGGAGAUGUCGGGCUAUGAGAGCAGCCAGGUCACUUGGAGACAGAACAGUCACUGAAUUAAUUCUUUAUCAUCAAAAUCCUGGCCAUUUAUCAGCCAAUCUUUGGGCUGCUGUCAGGGCUAGGGGGUGUCAGUUUUUGGGUCCUGCUAUGCAGGAAGAAGUACUCAAACUUGUUUUGCUUGCUCUUGAAGAUGGUACAGCUCUUUCAAGGAAAGUUUUAGUCAUGUUUGUUGUUCAGAGGCUAGAGCCUCACUUCCCUCAAGCUUCUAAAACCAGCAUUGGGCAUGUUGUUCAACUUCUUUACAGAGCUUCUUGCUUUAAGGUUUCUAAACGUGAGGGUGAUUCAUCCUUAAUGCAACUAAAAGAGGAAUUUCGUAGUUAUGAAGCUUUAAGAAGAGAGCAUGAUGCUCAGAUUGUGCAAAUAGCUACUGAAGCUGGUUUAAGAAUAGCUCCUGAUCAGUGGUCAGCUCUUCUUUAUGGUGAUUCAGCCCAUAAAUCACACAUGCAAUCUAUCAUGGACAAACUUCAAAGUCCUGGUUCUUUUGGCCAAUCAGUACAAGAAUUAGUUAUAGCUCUUCAGAGGAGUGGAGAUCCAGGAUGUUUAGCAUCUCUUAGACCACAUCUUGAACAUUUAGCUGCAAUAGAUCCAAAUCCAGAAGUUUGUACAUAUAAUCUACAAGAAGUUGCUGAUGGAGUUGAAUCAUGUAGGACAGUAGUUGCUGGACUUGUAGAGUUCAUGAGGAGUCAUGGAGGAGGAGGAGUUGGGGGAAAGGGUAGUCCAGGAGAGCAUGGGAAAUAUAAGGUGUCGCUUUGCAGAGAUUUGGCAUUAAGAGGAUCCUGCCCUCGAGGACCCAAUUGUACUUUUGCUCAUUCUGAUGAUGAACUUGACAAAUUUCGGUCAAAGAAUAGAAAGUCCAAUCGUAACCCUAGUGUAAAAGAAGACGACAUUCAGCACGAGGAUAUAAUUUACUGUAAUGAAGGUAACACUGAUUAUGCAGCAUACUCUGGUGUAACUCAAAACGCAGCAUUUGCAGCUAGUCAGCACACUAGUUUUCAACAACCCUCUUCAACGCCAUUUCCUUCUGAUAUCUACAAUUCUCCCAGGCAUGGAAAUGUUUUGGUACGGACACCCUUUCCUCAAGCUCCUCCUCAGCCACCUGAGCCUAAAGCAACUAUAUGGAGAAGACAACCCCACUUCAGUAAUUCCAAGAGAGGAGUAGCUUCUAGUUUGGCUGUAUUGCAACAUAGGAAACAGGAACUUCUAAAUCAGCUGGAAAGAGUUGUUGCACGUUGCAAUAAUAAUCCUAUUCCUCAGGAGGUGCAGACUGGACCAACUAAUUUUGCUGUCUGGAAUUCUACUAAUGUGGUCCCCAAUAGUUCACCCCUUUUAGAGCAGUCUCUUAUAAGCCAGCAUAGGCCUCUACUUUAUAGAUCUGAUUCUGGUCUCACUGAAGAAGAAUUUAUUCCUUUUGAUCCGCCCAUUGUCAGCAAAUUUGGUCCUAUUUCAAGAGAAGGUACCAAACCGCCAUCUUUUAAUGAACCUCCUCCUCAAAUAGCCUGGCUUUUUAACUCUCCCCAUGGUGGAUAUCUUGGUGACAUUGUACAACCGAUGAGAGAUGGCUUUAUCGCAGUUGAUCUGUAUCGUCCAAAUACACAAGAUGUACCCCCUACAUCUGAUUUUCUAGUGGAAUCUCAAAAGAUGAAACUUCAGUUGAGAACUUUAGAAAAAAAGAUAAAUGAUCUAAAGUUGGCAACAGAAGGUAGUGCUGCUCUGAGUGAAGGUGAAAAACUAAGCCAAGAACUUCAUUUAAUUGAGCAGGGUAUUAGAGAAAGGGAACACCAGCUGAGAAUGUGUUCUCAGAACCAGCUGAGUGUGGGUGGAUCAAAACCUGUCUGGAAUGGAGAAAAUUGGCCAUCUUUUAGACCUGAAGAGGAGGAUUCUUAUGAGGCUGGUAUUGCUAAUGAUAUAAGGGAACUUGAAUUGAGGUGGGAAUAUGAGCUUGAGGAACAAGAAAAACGAUGGUCUUCUGAAGAAGAAACUGUCAAGAAGUAACUUGUCUACACCAUUUACUCCUAUCAUUUUGGAUGUUAUUCUUUGUUAUAUUUUAUUAAUUUAUUUUUCUUUGGAUAUAUAUUUUGAUAUGUCCAAAGGAGAUUCGACUUAUCUCGAAAAGUAGCAUUAUUUAUGAGAAAUUUCAUUUUUAAUGUCACUUUCUCCUCCGUGUUGUAGGAUAGAUGCUGCGUAAUCCUUUUGUUGAUGUAAAGGUUCGUACUAAAAAAUAUUUAUACCUUUUAUAAAGAUUUAUUUUUAUUUUAUUUAUUCGUGUAUGCUACCAAGUUAUGUUUAAAAAUAAAUAAUAAUUUUCACUAAUCCUUAAAAAAAUAGGAUUGUUUAAUUGAAUAAAUUGUAUAAAUCAAAAAUAACUUUUAUUUAUAGUACAUUCAAAAUAUCCUUCUUGACUGAAUUUUUAUUAUUAUUUUUUCUAUUAGUUUUUGUUUUUAAUUUGUUUACUGCCAAGGUAAAUUAGAAAAAUACUCUGUCCUUUCUAAUUAAAUCAUGAAUCUCAAAAGUCUCUUUAAUCCUGGAGAAAUGGGAUUCAAAUGAAAUAAACUAGUUUUGGAAAGUUUCCGUUAUGUAGAAGAUUAACAUAGACAAAUUAUAAAUCAAAGAUUUAUUGCUUUCAUAUAUUUAUAUCUAUAAAACAUAACAUUUAUGUGUUUAAUAAAUGUUGAAAUUGCUAGAAUAGAUGUUUUCUAACAUUUGACAAUUAUUAUAUGUUAUAUUAACAGGAAUGAAUAAGAUUAAUGAAUUUCAAUUAGUACUAAGUUUUUUUUAUUUUUUCAAAGUUUUGACCAGUAUUAUAAAUGGCUUUUUAACAAUUAAUAUUAAUUUUUCUUAGGCUAAGCAAUAAUCAGUGAAAUCAUUUAAAUUUUAUUAUUAAAUAUUCUCUGUGGAAAAGUGAAGCUAUCUGAACACAAUUUUGCUUAUGUUAAUACUGAACAUAAUUAUAGCACUAUAUAACAUAACACACACAUAUAAUAUACAAUGGGUCAUUUUCACGAGACUUGCCAAAUUUGCAUAUAUAUUUUUUUAUAUGGCUCUAAUUAUCCAAUUUCAAAUUUUUGUGUAUUAAUGCUGAGUAUAUCUAUCAUUAGUGAUUAUUUAAUGGCCAAAAUAUUGAAAUUUAAGAUGUCGAAAUAUUAGGGUGUCCCUUAAGUUCUUUCCUUUUUCAUUUUCUGUUGUUUAAGGUUGAUUUACUGUGUUAUAUAUGAACCGUUCUGCUCUAUUACCUUCUUCCAUCUCCCAGGAAACCUCUUAUUGCCACAUGUUGCGUUGGCUGUCAGACAGAAACUCUUACAGUUUGAUUGGAAUUUUCUACCUUAUCCUCCAUACUCCCCAGAUCUUGCCUCAUCCGGUUAUUACUUUUUUCUUUCGUUAACAAAAAUAUUCUCUCCUUAAUAAAUGUCACAAACCGAAAGCUAAUUAAAAACGUAUCCUGAUGAACAUUUUGUAAGUAAAUCUCAACAAUUUUUAAAAAAGGGCUCAAAAAGGGAAAAAAACAUAUUCAAGAGGCUUCCUGAGAGAUGGAAGAAGGUAAUAGAGCAGAACGGUUCAUGUAUAACAACAGUAAAUCAACGUUAAACAACAAAUAAAGAAAAAGGAAGGGUAAUCAAAUGUUAAACGAUUCCAAUGGCUGUGAGGUCCUAAGGAACACUUUAGGGGAUAGUGAAAACGAAUGCACUAGCCAGCAUGUUGCCUCUAUUAUGUAGAGAAAUAUUCGUUUUGCCAAGGUGGCAACCCACACUGUUCAGCUCUUACCUUAGGUUAUGCAAAUUCUUAUAAUUUAGGGGAUUCGCCCUUUAAUAUGAAUGAUUUUCAUCGAAGUGAACUUACUACUAAAAUUAUAGUGAGUAUUUUUAUUCACAACCGUGUUACCUUAUUUUUAUCACUCUCAUAAAUUUCUAUUUUUUAUCAGUGAACAUAAUUAAAAGGCCUGCUGUUGCAGAGAACAUUAAAUUUGUUUAAAUCAAGAUGAAUCAAUAAUUAUUGUUUCUUAGUACAGAAACAUCAUAAGAUUUUUUUUAUACAUUGUAGUUUUAUUUUAAAGAACAUACCUGAAGACAAUUUGUUGUUUGUAUUUUGUUUAUAAACCAUAUCUUGUUUCAAACUCCUUGAAGUUGAUCGGAUACUUACUUUGUACUUAUUAAGAAAAAAUAUACAUAUAAAUCAACUGCCCUAAAGUAAUUUAAACAUUGAAAAAAUCUACAGUUUUGGAAAUCGCAAUAUUAUAAGUAAGAUGAGAAUGACCCUUUAUAUAUAAAUUUAAUAUAUAUACACUACAUUAUGUGUAGGGAAUGAACUUAUAUUGAUUUUAACAGUUUAAAAGUAAUGUUAUAUUUGAUUUAAUACAAUUGUUUCGUAAUUUUUAAUUAUAAUAAACGAAAAAUAUUCAGAUAGAAAUAUAUCUACAUUUUUUUUUUGUUAAAUGAUCUAACCUAUCGUCUAAUCCUGGUUUAAAGAGAUAAAGAGAUGUUUUUAUCAAGAGAAUCACUGUUGGUGUAUUUGUUUUUAAAUUGAAUUAUUUAGACUUGGCAGUGAAUAAAUGCUUUAUUAAAUGAUGGUGUAUUAAUAUUAAAUGAUUUAUUCAAAAUAUUUAUUUAGUGAUGCUGAUGCUUUAUAACUAUUCCAUUCUGAAUUGUGUGCUGUGAAAUGAAUUUAUUUUCAUUAUUUUGAAUUUAUGGCAUAAAGUACAUGAUAAAGACUUACGAUAUUAAGUCACCUCCUAAAAUAUGUAUUUUAAAAAUUGUUAUUUAAAUGAUAUAAACUCAUGGAAAUUUAGUAUAAAUUAUAAGUUACCUUUAUGUGUCGCUUUGUAAAUAUUUCAGUCUUUCCUUUUUAUUUUUUAAUCAGUUUAUAUAAUUAUUAUAUUUUUUGAAGAUUUAUAUUGGAAAAAAAAAUCAUAAUUUAGACAUUAGUUUUGGAUUAAACAUUAAUUAAUUAGUUUUAUCUUAUAAUUGAAAUGAAUUUUAUGUGUAUAAAUAUCUAGGUGAUAUUUUGGUGUGGUACAAGUUCAAAGAGUCUUAUGGAACUAAACCGUUAAGUCCCUGAUUUCUAUUCAGCUCUUUUCUAUACCUGAAUUUAUCUUAUAUAUUUUUUUAUUAAAUGUAGCAAGAUGUCAAGUCACAUGUAUUAAUUAGCUGUUCCUCAGUAGAGAGGAGUAGUAAAUGUAUUUUUCCCAUAAAAUUCACUCGUGAAUAUAUUUUUAAAUGACUGAAAUUUUUGAAAAAUUCUUGUUUAAACUUUUCCCUUCUUUUGUUUCUAAUAUGCUUUCAAUGUUCACUUUAUGUAAAGCCAACACACAUUGUUAUUUAUUUAUUGUUGAUUUUAUAAUUUUAUUUAUAUUAGACACUUACUGAUUAGUGCCUAAUUUUGUUAUGUCCUUAGAAACUGAUUAAAUGCACCCUUAAAUAUUUUAUUACUGAUUAAAAAGAUGAUUUCAUGUUAUAAAUUUUGCACCUGUAAACAUUUUCAGUAAAUUUAAAUAUUCUUAGAAUAAUAUUGCUCAACAUAGAUUUCCUCUGCUAUAUUCACUUACUAUGUUCUUUUGAUUCUGUUUUCUAUUUCAGAUUAGAAAUUUAACAUACAUUUCAAAUAAGUUGAAAAUUUAAUUUAUUUAUUUAUCAAUACUUUCAUAAUAAUAUAGAAAUGAAAUUUCUUAAAAUAUCAUUUGGCUUUUGGCGAAAUCUCAUGACUUUCCCUAUUUUUGUAAAUGCUUAUUUUAGAGAUUUAUGUUUUUCUGAGAAUUUUGUGUUUAUUCCAACAUUUUUAAGGAAUAUAUUUAGUUUUAAUGAUUCUCCUGUUGCCUAUGUUGAGUUUUAUAUUUGAGAAACACAAAAGUUAUGACAGAAGUGGUUGCAUUUUUCCAGUUUUGUACUAUUUUAGUAAGUCACCUAUUAUUAUACAAGGAGCUUUACAUACAGAGUAAUAGUUACUGAUUUUAUUAUUAUUAUUUUACUGAAGAUGUCAUUUGAUCAUCUGAUAAUUGAAUGUGUGAUAUUAUAAUUAUUGUGUAAUAUGUAUAGGUUGGGAAGGUAUGGAGUGAUGAUGAUACAUAAAUCAUCAUCGUGAUUGUAGGUAUUUAAUAUCUAUUUAGGAGGUAUCAUUUUUUAGCCCAUGUGUUUUCUAUGAAGGCACCCUUGAUGACUGAAAUCAUAUAAAAAUUAUAUUGUAAAUUGGGAAUAAAAAGGAGAAGAGAUUUUUUAAAGUUAUCUAUGUACCAUUGCAUGUUAGACAUGUCUGUUCUGUUGAGUUCUUUUAUUCGGACUUGUGUUGUGAAAAAGACUCCGUUUUUGUGAGUAAGACUUAUAUUUUAGCUAUUGUAUCAAUUCUGUUUUUAUUUUAUAUAAAUGUUUCAGAUUAAAAAAAAAUGAAAUAAAGAUUUAAAAAAAAAAAAACGAAAAAGUCAGUUAAUCUUGUAAUAAUGAUCUUUCAGAAAUGCUGUGUUUCACCUUCUUUCCAAAGCAAAUAUAAUGUAAUUAAUUAUAUUUAUUUCUUACAUGUGCAUGUUAAAUUAUAUAUAUUAUAUAUACAGAAAUCAUAUUGAAAUAUUGUUUAUUUCAUCUUAAUUCAUAAUAUUUAUUAAAUUAUUUAAAUAUAUUCUAUAAUCCAAAAAGGAAUGUUAUAAUUAUCUGAGCUUCCUAUCAUUAUCCUUGGAUAUAUGUAUAUAAUUUUCUGUGCAGUACCAUUACAAAUAAAAAUAUAUUUAUAUUUUGUUACUACAGUUUAUAGUUUGUUAACCAGUUUUUAAUUAAAAUUAUUUUUGUGCUCUCAAGAAUAAAAUUAUCCAUAAUUAAUGAAAUGAUUGUAAUACUAAUUCAUAAGUUGUAAUUAGAUGUUAGUGUAGUUGUUAAAUUUGUUAUCAUGUUGCACAUGCAAUAUUAUGAUUAUAUUAAUCACAUAUGUAAUAUUUGGUGGAUUGGGAAAAGAAAAUAUUUUCUUGUUAGGAAGAAUGAUGUUAAUAACAUUGCUUUGAUAAUGGUUGUUAUUGUAACGCAUAUGAAAUGGACUGAUAGACUGUUAUUUGACUUAACAUUAUAAGUUGAGUUAUUAAACAUCUUUUCUCAUAAAAAAAUUGUAUUUAUUUAAAUUCUGAAAAAGAGAAAGAAAAAAUAAAGGUACAUGUUUUUCUUAUGUAUAUACUUUGUAAACUUUUGUUAAAAUAUUUAUUUAUGUGGAAAUUUGUUUAUUGAUUGUAUUCAUUAUUCUUUGUGAAUGUUAAGGUGGGACAAGUUAUCUAAAAUGCAAGAAAAGUAAUUUUGGAAAAACAGAUUUGUUGGAAUGCCAAAUAUUUUUAAAAAAAUAGCAGUGCAGCAAUUUAAUUUUAAGACAAAAAUAUUUUGAACUCUUUCAACUCAUUGGUCACUGAAGUGAUACUCUGUUGGGUAGUAAAAUAGUAGUGGAUGUACUUUUUUGACAAAAUAACUAAUAACAAAUUUAUAAUUAAUUUUAUUCAACUGUUUUAUUUAUAGUGGCUGCUAUAACUCAUGCUCUAAUUAAUUUCUAAAUAAAAAAUUAGUAAAUGAAGAAAUAUUCCUAAUAAAUUUUGUUAUUUUUGUCCAUGGCAGAAGAAAUUCUAAGAUUCUUUUAUAAAAAAUCGUUCAUUAGUUUAUAAACAUGUUAAUUAUUUUAUUUAUUUUUUAAAUAUACUUUUUGUAAUAUACAUCAUUUAUUCAUAAUGGUGCAAUUAAAAUGAUAUUUUUGUGACCCAAAAAAGUGUGUUUUGGACUUUAUAAUCCAUUUAAAUAACAUCGAUACUUUGUAAACUAUUUUUGAUGAUUGAUGCAUCCUCAAUGAUAAUUAUUUUAUUUUGUUUAGUAACAAGAUAGUGAUUCUUAUCAUUAAUUCAAUAAUUUUAGUAUGAAUAAAGGUAUCUAACUAUAUUGAAAAUAUCAAGAAUUAAAAAAAAAUUAAUUGAUAAAUUAAUUAAGAGCCUGAUCUUAGAAUAGCCUUGUCGUCAGAUGUUGAAAACUAUAUUUAAUAUUUGGCAUUCUAUCGUUAAAGAGAUCUUUUGCCCACCCGUAAUUUAUUAUAGAAAUUCCACCGUAUUUAAAUAUAUGAAUGUCAUAAUUUUCAUUAAUGUUUCAUAUUAGUCAUCUAAUGAAUAAAUAUACCUACAACUAUGUUGUUUCUUUGUCUUACUCUGCUGAUUAAAUUUAAUAUUGCAAAUACAGAGUCUAUCAAGU
Molecule: messenger RNA, 8769 nt
Organism: Nezara viridula (southern green stink bug)
Lineage: Eukaryota; Metazoa; Arthropoda; Insecta; Hemiptera; Pentatomidae
Source: the annotation of a GenBank genome assembly